Molecule: messenger RNA, 366 nt
Organism: Cooperia oncophora
Lineage: Eukaryota; Metazoa; Nematoda; Chromadorea; Rhabditida; Trichostrongylidae
Source: the annotation of a GenBank genome assembly
AUGGCGGAGAAGCUUCCGGAUUUCAAGAACAGUCUCGCCUUGCUCGAUGUGCUUAUUGACAAGAAGGAGAAAGAGGAACCAUUCGAAACGACAUACCUGGUGGCCGAGGAAGUCUAUACUAAAGCCACAGUACCAAAACCGGAAAAGGUAUCGAUUUGGUUGGGUGCAAGUAUUAUGGUCGAAUAUGAGCUCGACAAGGCAAAAGAACUACUGGUGAAAAACCAGGGAAGCGUGCAGAAGGCAGUCGAUGAACUGACGUCAGAGUUGACGUUCGUCAAGGAUCAGAUCACCACCACUGAAGUGAACAUCGCUCAUGUGCACAACUACGGAGUGAAGCUUCGUCAGCAAAAAGCGGGCGCUCAAUGA